GCCUAUAGAUAGCGGCUCCGUACUCCGUAGUGGUUUCUUUGCGAGAGUGCGUGCACCCGUCUGCGCGCAGAAAGUGCUCCGGGUCACGACUUUCGCUCCGCUCUCGUUUCCCGCACAGCUUUUCCUAUAUCCCGUAAGACCUCGUCCACGAGGUGUGACCACGAGAUACUUCACCGUGUCGAUUUUGCUUCUGUUAAAAAGCGAGACUUCGGCUGAAUUGCAAAAACGAGGGAAGUCAGGAGAGACCGUGGCACGCGUCUACCGUCCUACGAAUAGAAUGGCUCGUGGACAGCAAAAAAUACAAUCUCAAGCCAAAGCUGCAGAAAAAGCUGCAAAAGUAAAGAAACAACAAGGACACAGUGCCAAUGAUCAGAAAAAGGCAGCACAGAAAGCACUUGUACACGUAUGUUCUGUGUGCAAGGCCCAAAUGCCAGACCCCAAGACCUACAAGCAACAUUUCGAAAAUAAACAUCCCAAGAACGAGCUGCCGGAUGAUUUAAAGAAUAUAUGAGGGUACGAACUUUUGUGAAGUGGGCAUUGGAUGGGAAGCGCAGAAAAAAUUGCUGCAACUGACAAAGUGAUAUAGUUCAACAUUCACCUGAUCAUUGCAUAGUUUCAGAAAAUAAAUUAAACCUUGUUAGUGUUUUAACUGAUCUAUCGCGCACUUAAAAAGACAAAUUGUUGUGCACAACUCAGAGUAUUAGACGUAAUUGAUAAUUUGCUUAUGGAAGAAAAACUUGAUUUGUAAGGGGAAAGCUAACUACUUUCCAUAUGAACCGGAUAGUCAAUACUUUUCACAUAAGCAUAAUUACAUCUGAAUCUGUAUGUUUCUAAAUAAAGCUCAUAAACUUAAUAGCGCAGUUCUGAGGGAGUGAGUAUUUCGACGUGAGAGAUAAUACGAUAGCGUUAAUUUCUUGUUUAUGUUACAACGAGAGAAAAUAUAUGGAAUGAUAUAUAAGUGACUUGCAGCGAAUUCGAUUGGAUGCAUUAAAGUGCGCGCUGGUGCAGAUUAAAGAGUGCCGCACAAGAGAGGGUUACCUGACAAACUUGGUAGUGAAUGCAAGUACAUAGUACAUAGACAAUUUAUAAUUGAUAAAAUGCUCAACUUUCACUCUGCCAAAUAACUUGCGCUGAGUACACUCUAUUGUUUCAAUACUUGCACACUACUAUCUGCUUUUAUACUGCAAUCUGCAUAGUGUAGAUUAACGCGCAUCAACGUAUCCAACCGGAUUCGCCAUGAUGAUAACAGAUUUGAAAUAAUUUUUUGUAUAUUAGAUAAGCGCAUUCUUCACGCAAUUCUUUAUAACUUGUUACACGAGAAGAUUACCAUCGCGCCGCAGGAUGUUCGAAGGAUGUUCCCUCAUUGCGAAUUUCAGUUCCUUGUUGUGAACUAUGAGGAGAACGAUGCGUUUCGCCACUCGCACACUUUGUUGCAUUUAAUACUAAAUGUUUAUGUACUGCGACGUGCCCUUGACAGGAGCAGUUCUUGAAAAAUUUACGAAGUUGAAUAACGCAGAGAAAAAUCUUUAACUACUAAUAACUGCCAAUUUAUAGUUGAGUGUAUCGUGUAAUCUUUAAAAUAAGAAUACUGUAUAGUGAGAGACGCGCGAAGAACGUUAUUAUAUACGUAGAGCCGCAUUUAUAUAAAGACUCAGUUUCUCAACUUUUCUGCUUGUAAUCAAGGCAAUUAUCAUUUACGUUGUAGUCUGUUACUAUUAUGUAUGUUAAUAGAGGACUAUUAAUUAAGACGGCGCACGUUCUUUUUUAUAUAUAAAAAAAAAAAUAUAUAUAGUACUUAAAUUGCCCAGCUGAGAAUAAUUGAUUCAUACGCCAUUGACAUACGCCAAGACAUCAAAAUGAUUGUAUUUGUAUAGUAUUCCACUAGCUUCAACAGAGAAUCUAUUAUUCUCGAGAUGUAAUAUUAUUCAAAGAUAUUUAAAAGAAUAUACUUUAAUAUUUUCUUAAAGCGUUCUUUACGAAGGUAUUCGCAUCGUUAUCUCACACCGACAUCCGCAUAUAGACGAAUUUACAAGGAGAGAAGGGGGGACUCUUAUAGCGACUCUAAAUUAAGUGUUAAUUAUUUGAAAUUUGUAUUUUUCGUUUUACUAUAAUAAUUACAAUAUUUAUCGUUGCAUUCGCUCUA
Odontomachus brunneus is the source of this 2143-nucleotide messenger RNA. RefSeq names its product zinc finger protein 706-like. NCBI's taxonomy places the organism in Eukaryota, Metazoa, Arthropoda, Insecta, Hymenoptera, Formicidae. The record is from RefSeq and is a predicted model, not a curated record. The transcript is spliced from 3 exons. The coding region runs from base 278 to 511 and encodes 77 amino acids.